Messenger RNA from Diospyros lotus (date-plum), 2439 nucleotides. RefSeq names its product acyl-CoA-binding domain-containing protein 4. Gene Ontology annotation, cellular component: cytosol. The transcript is spliced from 18 exons. Lineage: Eukaryota; Viridiplantae; Streptophyta; Magnoliopsida; Ericales; Ebenaceae. Gene Ontology annotation, molecular function: protein binding; fatty-acyl-CoA binding. Gene Ontology annotation, biological process: lipid transport. The record is from RefSeq and is a predicted model, not a curated record. The coding region runs from base 114 to 2147 and encodes 677 amino acids.
CCGCUCUCUAAAAUUCAAUUCCAAAUCUCGGGUCGUUCGUUUUUGUUUCCUCUGUAACUUAUUGUCAAUACAAUUCCCGGCGUCGAUCGGAUCACAUCACAGCAACACGGGAAAUGGCGAUGGCGAGAGGGAGCUCGGGGCUUGCCUACCCGGAGCGCUUCUACGCGGCGGCCUCCUACGCCGGCUUCGACGGAUCUCCCUCCCCCAAGGGCGUCAGCUCCAAGUUCUCCACCGACGUCGCGUUGCUCCUCUACGCCCUCUACCAACAGGCAACUGUUGGGCCAUGUAAGAUUCCAAAACCUAGAGGCUGGAGUCCCGUCGAACAGAGCAAAUGGACAAGCUGGAAUGGGCUUGGUAACAUGGCUUCCACGGAAGCAAUGCGCCUCUUUGUAAAGAUAUUGGAGGAAGAAGAUCCAGGGUGGUAUUCCAGAGUUUCCAAUUUUGUUUCAGAGCCUGUUGUUGAUUUGGCAAUAAAUCACAACCUGAAGGAUGAGCCAAUUGCACAAAAUGGAAAUGCUUUUCUUGAAACAAAGACAAUUUGUUCUGAAAAUGGGACCUCAUCUGAAAAUCAAGAUAAAGAUAUUGUAUUGGAUGGUCUUGGUUCAGUUAAUUUGUAUGAUCAAUGGGUUGAACCCCCGGUAUCCGGUCCACGCCCAAAAGCAAGAUAUGAGCAUGGAGCGGCAGUUAUUGAUGACAAGAUGUAUAUAUUUGGAGGAAAUCACAAUGGACGUUACCUUAGUGAUCUUCAGGUUCUAGAUUUGAGGAGUUGGACUUGGUCUAGGAUUGAAGUUAAACCUGGGAAUGAGUCUGUGGAAGCACCUUCUCCAGUAACAGUUUCUCCUUGCGCUGGCCAUUCCCUGAUACCAUGGGGGACAAAUAAGCUCCUUUGUGUAGCUGGACAUACCAAAGAUCCAUCUGAGACUAUUCAAGUGAAGGUUUUUGAUCUGCAAACUUAUACGUGGUCAAUCUUGAAGACUUAUGGGAAGCCGCCGGUCUCACGUGGAGGCCAAUCAGUGACCCUUGUGGGUUCAAGCUUGGUGAUAUUUGGCGGACAAGACGCAAAGAGAUCCCUUCUGAAUGAUUUACACCUUCUUGACUUAGAAACCAUGACUUGGGAUGAAAUAGAUGCUGUGGGGGUGUCACCUUCCCCAAGGUCUGAUCAUGCUGCUGCAGUACAUGCAGAGCGCUAUCUUCUGAUUUUUGGUGGGGGUUCACAUGCUACCUGCUUUAAUGAUCUGCAUGUUCUUGAUUUACAAGCGAUGGAAUGGUCAAGGCCCACACAGCAGGUCGAAAUACCAAGUCCCCGGGCUGGCCAUGCUGGUGUAACAGUGGGAGAGAACUGGUUUAUUGUUGGUGGCGGUGACAAUAAAAGUGGGGUUUCAGAGACUGUCGUCCUCAACAUGUCUACACUUGUUUGGUCUGUUGUAACUACUGUUCAAGGGCGAGUUCCUAUUGCUAGUGAGGGCUUGAGUUUGGCCUUGAGCUCCUACAAUGGUGAGGAUAUUCUAAUAGCAUUUGGUGGUUAUAAUGGGCGGUACAACAAUGAGGUUAACAUCCUUAAACUGAGUCACAAAUCAACCUUGCAAUCCAAAGUGGAGACUCCUGUUCCCGACAGUGUAUCAGCAGUUCAUAAUGCUACAAAAGCCUCCAGAGAUGUGGAAUCUGAACUUGAAAAUGGCCAAGAAGGAAAAAUAAGGGAGAUUGUCAUGGAUAAUGUUGAUUCAGAUCCCAUGGGGACAAGAGUUGAAGAAAGCAACGAACGUCUUUUGGCAAUUCUCAAGGCAGAGAAAGAGACACUAGAAUCCUCAAUUAGCAAGGAGAAGAUGGAGUCUCUACAGCUAAAGCAAGAGUUAGCUGAAGCCGAGACAAGAAACACAGAUCUCUACAAGGAGCUCCAAUCCGUUCGUGGUCAGCUUGCUGCUGAGCAGUCUAGAUGUUUCAAACUUGAGGUUGAUGUAGCAGAGCUGAGACAAAAGCUGCAAUCAAUGGAAACACUACAGAAGGAACUCGAAAUCCUCCAACGACAAAAGGCUGCUUCAGAACAAGCUGCUUUAGGUGCAAGACAGAGGCAGGGCUCCGGCGGCAUGUGGGGUUGGCUUGCAGGAACCCCUCCAAACCAAAAGGAUGAAGAUGAUGAUGAUGCCUGAACAUUUAAACCCCAAAUGGCAAAUACAGAGUCAUUACUAGUUUUGGAGCUCAAUGAAUCCCUUUAUCUUUUUGUUUGUAUUUUUGUUUCUCUUAACCCAGUUCUUUUCAGAUAUGGAAAUAAGUUCAGUUCCUCUGCGUGUAGAUGGACCACCCCUAUUAAUGCAUACAUGCUUGUAAUUCCAGCUAUAUAAUUACAUGUAGCUGUCGGCAAUAUAUUCUGGUACAGUUUUUACAGAAGAUUUUUGUAAGUUUUAGUGAUGAAGAAAUACCAAGAUUUUUCAUAAGAUUCUA